Messenger RNA from Ananas comosus (pineapple), 3998 nucleotides. RefSeq names its product nuclear autoantigenic sperm protein. Gene Ontology annotation, molecular function: protein binding; metal ion binding. NCBI's taxonomy places the organism in Eukaryota, Viridiplantae, Streptophyta, Magnoliopsida, Poales, Bromeliaceae. The transcript is spliced from 4 exons. The coding region runs from base 287 to 3568 and encodes 1093 amino acids. The record is from RefSeq and is a predicted model, not a curated record.
GUCGUCAGCAAUAUGAAAAGCCGUCUUUUCGGUGUUCCAAUCUCUCACAGGGAAGGGAACACCGCGUGCCGCAGCGGAGGAGGACGAAGACGCGCCCCCGCGAUCGAUCUUUCUCCUCUCUCCUCUUCUCCUUCAAAAGGACUUUGUUUUAUGCUUUGACACUAGAGCACAAAGAAUCAACUCACAAGCAGUGAGAAGAAAAUCUAAUCUGCAACUAAAGUGCUAAAGAGUCACUUUUUUCAAGUUUCUUUCUUUUUCUGGUGAUUUUCUUUGUUGAGCCCAGAAGAUGUUGGAGAAAAUUGGGUUGCCGGAAAAACCAUCUAUGAGAGGUGGUAGUUGGGUGGUUGAUGCAUCCCACUGCCAGGGCUGUUCUUCUCAAUUUACCUUUAUCAAUAGGAAGCAUCACUGUCGUCGAUGUGGAGGCUUGUUUUGCAAUACUUGCACCCAGCAGAGGAUGGUUUUACGUGGACAAGGUGACUCACCUGUUCGAAUCUGUGAACCUUGUAAAAAGAUUGAGGAAGCAGCACGGUUCCAAUUGCGUCAUGGACACAAAGGUGGUUCUACAAAAGGUAGACCAAGAGAAGUCUCAAAACAGGAAGAAGAUGUUAUAAGUGAGAUUCUUGGUGCUGAUGGGAAGCAGCCUGUAAAAUCUGGAAAAGGGUCACAUGGUGCUAGUAUUUCUAACCUUCAUAGGUAUGAAACUAGUACUUCUCGUUCAAAUUUGAAGGACGUCUCGGCUAUUUUAGAGGAUGAUGGAGAUAUCAUUAGAAGCGUUUCUGUUGAAAAGCACGUUGCUUUGGACUCCACUACCCCGGAGGAGCUUCGCCAACAAUCUGUAGAGGAGAAGAACAAAUAUAAAGCCCUAAAGGCAGAAGGGAAAUCUGAGGAAGCACUUAAAGCGUUUAAGCGCAGCAAGGAGCUUGAGAGGCAAGCUGGAGCAUUGGAAAUCGCCAGAAGAAAGAGGAGCAAGAUGGCUUCUUCAAAGGCUUCUGUUUCACAUGUAGCGGAUAAUACACAGAACAGAGAUGAGAGCAAAGAACCAAGCAGUCAAAAGAACUUGGUCGCCAAAAAAGGUAAAGAGGAGAAGGUUGAUCUAGCAUCUGAACUUAGAGAAUUAGGCUGGUCAGAUGAAGACAUUCAUGUUGCUGAUAAAAAGCCAGAAAAGCUAAGUUUGGAGGGCGAGCUGUCAAACCUUAUUGGAGAAAUUAUGCCAAAGCCCUCCAAUGGUAGGAAAACAACUGCUAUAGACAAAUCUGAGGUUACCGCUCUUAAGAGAAAGGCUCUCACGCUGAAGCGAGAAGGGAAACUUGCUGAAGCGAAGGAAGAACUGAAGAGAGCUAAAAUAUUGGAAAAGCAGCUAGAAGAGCAAGAGCUUUUGGGAGAAGCUGAAGAGUCAGAUGAUGAGUUGUCAGUCCUGAUUCGUGGAAUGGAUGAUGACCCUCAGGAUGGACUCUUAAUGGAUGAUGCGAAAAUCCCAGCUGUCAAUUUUGAAGACAUUUUAGGUGCCUCGGAUGAUUUUGCCGUAGAUGGCAACUUUGAGGUGACGGAGGAUGACAUGAAUGACCCGGAUUUGGCCGCUGCUUUACAGUCAGUUGGUUGGGCUGAAGAUGAUCGUGAUGAACAAGCAGAUCAGGGAUCCUUGCAGGAAAAAGUGCUUACCCUCAAGAGAGAAGCACUUCUCCAGAAGCGAGCAGGCAAUGUUGUUGAGGCAAAAUCACUGCUUAAGGAAGCCAAAGAACUCGAAAGAGAUUUAGAAGCUACAAAAUCUGAUCCAAGGAAUUUAGGGACAGAAUCUAAACAGAAAUUCUCUCUUUCUCAAGUUUCUGAAACCUCGAAGGUCGUUGCUGAAUCAGUGGAUUUGUAUGUUAAGCCGGCACCAAAAAGUAAGAUGGCUAUUCAGAAGGAGCUUUUAGCUAUUAAGAAGAAGGCACUUGCGUUGAGAAGGGAAGGGAAGUUGAGUGAGGCAGAGGAAGAGCUGAAGAAAGGGAAAAUUCUCGAGCAACAAUUGGAAGAGAUGGAAAAUGCAUCUAAAAUACCAGUAACUAAAUCAGACAAGAAGAAUUUAGAGGCAAUUCCUGCGCAAGUAGAUUUUGCAGAGGAAGGAGUAGAGGCCCAGGUAACAGAUCAGGACAUGAAAGACCCAGCCUUACUAUCAGUAUUGAAAAAUUUGGGUUGGAAUGAAGAUGAUGAUGAAAAUGGUGAACCCCUGAGGAAUAAUCCUUUACAGAAUUCCCCUCCUGUAAUUUCUUGGAAGGCGACAAAAAGCAAAGGCGAAAUUCAGAAGGAAUUGCUGGCCUUGAAAAGAAAAGCCCUUGCAUUGAGACGUGAAGGGAGAACUGAAGAGGCCGAAGCAGAGCUUGAAAAGGCGAAGGUAUUGGAAAAACAAAUGGCAGAGAUGGAAGUUUCUAGCAAUACCAACUCUGGGGAGGAGGAACUACAUAGUUCUGGGCUUUUGGCUCCCCAAAAGAAACAUAAUAAUCAAGAAGCUGCUAAUCAAGGAGAAGUUGAAUCGCAUAUUUCUGGAAAGUCGGUUCUUCUUGCUGAAGAAAGUUCUCGAGAACAUUUAAUCCCAUCAAUUCAAUCAGGCCAAUCUUCAAACUUGUUAGAUGUUUUGGCUUUGAGCAGCGGAAAGACUGUACAAUCAUCUACUGAGGAAACUGUACAUAAAGAAACACAUCAAAGAAUCAAGUCUACUAAAGAAGAGAGAAUAGGUGGUGACAACGAAGUGCUGCUUCAGACAGCUCCAGAGUCCCAGCUGCUGCAGCAAAAAGAAGCUAUUGUUGCUGGUAUAAGGGAUAAGGUAGCAGCAGAAGUAGAAGAAAAGGUGACACAUGGCAAUGAGACCCUCAAGGAACAAAUACUAUCUCACAAAAGAAGGGCUGUUGCUCUAAAAAGAGAAGGGAAGUUGGCGGAAGCGCGAGAAGCACUCAGGCAGGCAAAGCUCUUAGAGAAGAGCUUGGAGGACGGGCAAGAAGCCAGUGUGGGUAAUAAAGAAGCCCCACCUUCUGCUUCUGUCGGCAGCCCUUCGUCAAUAAAGCAAGAUGUUGAGCCCAAACAAUCUCACAAGCCAAUUUCUUCCCGCGAUCGUUUCAAGAUCCAACAGGAGUCCCUCUCUCACAAGCGUAAUGCCCUGAAGCUGCGAAGAGAAGGAAAAGUGGCAGAAGCAGAAGCCGAGUUUGAACUAGCCAAAGCAUUAGAGAGCCAAUUAGAAGAAUCCGAAGCCCAAAGUUCAAGCAAAUCAGAGGUGGUCGAUGAUGCAGCUGUGGAGGAUCUGCUCGAUCCUCAACUCUUAUCUGCGUUAAAAUCUAUUGGUUGGCAAGAUUCUGAUAUUGUUGCUAAGCCUUCUGAGAAAGCAGAAGCUAAGCAGAGUGUUGCAAAGAGUGGAAACUCUAAUGUGGAGAGAAUUAAUCUUGGUAAUCCUAAUGUCGAGAGAACUAAUCUCGAAGAACAGAUUAAAGCUGAGAAGCUCCGAGCCCUAAACUUGAAAAGGGCUGGUAAGCAAGCAGAGGCUUUGGAAGCUCUUCGUGCAGCCAAGCGGCUCGAGAAGAAGCUUGCUUCCUUAGGUUAAUAUCUUGGACCAAUCCAAUCUGAGGCCGAAAUACGCUGCAUGCUGAUUUUAUGAUCCUCAUUUAUAUUGGCGGGAUGCUGGUCUGAGAAACCGUAACCCAAAAAGGAGUAAACAGAAGAAGCUUAUCUUCGUUGGUUAUAAAAUAAGUACUCCGUCAAUUCGUUGUAUGAAAUACCUGCAAGCAUCAUACGUACUUGAUAGCUAUUAUGAUUAUGGCAGUUUGUGUAUGAAAAUUUGAUCAAGAAUUUUUUUAAAAGAAAUGUGGGAACAGUGAUCACCCUUAUCACCCUCGAGUUUGUUGUUUUUUAUUUCGAAAGUAUAUCCAUCCUUGUCCUGUAUACUUAAAACCAAAUUCAGAGCUAUAGUUGAUGCAUUCUGUAAGUAUUUCACGUUUGAUAAUCAUCGAUGGUACAGUAUACUAUUAUCAGUA